Messenger RNA from Eucalyptus grandis, 1094 nucleotides. Its product is annotated as LOB domain-containing protein 19. Gene Ontology annotation, cellular component: nucleus. The record is from RefSeq and is a predicted model, not a curated record. Gene Ontology annotation, biological process: hormone-mediated signaling pathway; positive regulation of DNA-templated transcription. Lineage: Eukaryota; Viridiplantae; Streptophyta; Magnoliopsida; Myrtales; Myrtaceae. The transcript has 2 exons. Bases 81 to 794 code for a protein of 237 amino acids.
UGAGAUUUUGCGCAGUCUCUCGACGCGGAGGAACUUCAUAGCACGAUCGCCUGCGGAGGGUGAGAGAGAAACCCUCGAAGAUGAGCAAUAAAAACGACAAUAACACCGCCAGCAACAGCGAUCCCAACGGGUCGUCGUCGUCGAGCACCGCAAGCGGCGGCGGUGGCGGCCCGUGCGGCGCGUGCAAGUUCCUGCGGAGGAAGUGCGUGAGGGGCUGCGUUUUCGCGCCCUACUUCGACGCCGACCAGGGCCCCGCCCACUUCGCCGCCGUGCACCGGGUGUUCGGGGCGAGCAACGCCUCCAAGCUCCUCGCCCGGGUCCCCGCCCACCGCCGCCUAGACGCCGUCGUCACCCUCUGCUACGAGGCCCUCGCCCGGGCCCGCGACCCCGUCUACGGCUGCGUCGGCCACAUCUUCGCCCUCCAGCAGCAGGUGGUGAAUUUGCAAGCCGAGCUAGCCUACGUUCAAGCCCGUCUCGCUUCGCUGCAGCACUUCCCUCUACAGCCACUGCCGCCCCAAAGCCCGCCGCAGUCUGAACUCCAGUCCUCCUCCGACACGGCAUUGCUCUCGGAAGUGGUGCCCAACCCGACUCUGCCAAAUAUGUACUUCAACUCCUAUCAGCUUCAAAAUGGUGCAUUGGCUGGCCUGCCGAACUUUCGCAUGAAUCUGGCUGAAGAACGGGAGAUCGAAGAUGCCCAACUGCAUUCAUUGGCUAGGGUUUUUAUCUCUUCGUCCCGACACUUGCCUCCUCCAGGGGUGAGAUUCGACGGCUCGAGUCCGGGCAAGAAUUUAUAGGAUGAUUAGCAUAGUGGAUUGGUGCAAUCUCAAUGUUUCCUGUACUACCAGCUUUUGCCAAAUUGAAAGGUGCAAUCUGGGUGUCUGUCAUGACAAAUUUUCUAACCCCUGUGAAAAAAAGUUGCCUUCUAGCUGUGAAUUUUGCAUUUUGUACACAUUAGUUCAUGCCCUAGCGAGCUGAUUAAUGUAUUUUCUGGAGCCAUAUGGGAUUGAAUUGUAUGUAUAACUCCGUUGUACUUAACCUUUAGAAACUCAAUUGGUAGGAAUGAAGAACGAACUGAAGGCAACAAAUUUUAGAAA